UCAAAAUGUAUUCAAGAGAGAAACAAGAAAUGAAGAAAUCCCAUCGCAACACUCCUUCAUUCUCCUCCUCUCUCCUCGACGAAAUCUGCCGCUCCAUCGACGACAAGCCACAGCCCCAAACGGCGUCGUUUUCUAGAGUCGAGAAAUGGAUCGAAAACGACAGAACGCUAUUCCGCCGCCGCCCACGCUGCGACAACACCGUCUUCCCCGACACCGACCCCUCCAUCUUCACCGCCGCCAACUGCCCUAGACCGAUCCGCACCGGCGAUCGCGAUCGCGAUCUCUUCCACGAGGAGAGGAACAUAGCAUCCUCGACAGAGAAUCUGGUCAAAUCCAAAUCCAGGGCGAUGAGAAUCUACGCGAAUUUGAAGAAGAUGAAGCAGCCUAUCUCUCCCGGAGCGCGCCUCACCACCUUCCUCACCUCCAUCUUCAAUCGGAACAAGUCCAAAAGAGGCGAUCGGAGCCAUCCGCCACCGCCGCCGCUGGAAUCACCGGUGAACACGAGGUGUUCGACGAAAUCGCCGGCUGGGAUUCGAAUAAAUAAAAAUGACCUUACACGUGCGAGCGUUAAUUAUGUGGACGCUUUGCCACGUGCGAGCGACCGGAGGCCCCCGUUGCCGCCAAAUGCAUUUCAAAAUGGAGCUCCUACAAAGUAUACGCGUUACGAGAGAGACGAAGAGGAGAGUGACGGUGAUGGCAUUAGUGAGUCGAGCUCGGAUUUGUUCGAGCUCGACCACUCGUCUUUGUUUGGAAUUAGGGAUAGGCUUUGUGAAGAGCUACCGGUGUAUGAAACUACUACUUUUUUCCAUCAAAAUCGCAGAUUAUUUCGAUAAUGCAAUUCGAUUUUAUGUCUAUUUAACCAUAUUUUGUUUGCUUUUUCUUGCGUUGGAUUUAUGUCUAUAUGAAUAUAUUGCGAAAUUAAUGUACUAGCUUUUAUA
Molecule: messenger RNA, 938 nt
Organism: Salvia hispanica
Lineage: Eukaryota; Viridiplantae; Streptophyta; Magnoliopsida; Lamiales; Lamiaceae
Product: protein BIG GRAIN 1-like A
Biological process (GO): auxin-activated signaling pathway
Source: RefSeq, a predicted model, not a curated record